CUCCGGCUCCGACAGAGUCCCGGAGAGUCCCGGAUACCUGAAGGAUGACGCGCUGACGGACCGAUGGCGGCUCGGCCGACGUGCGAGCGGAACCAGCGGGCUGGAGACGCUGCUCGGUUCGGGGUGGCUCAAAAGUGACCGAGCGGGCAGCCGGUUCAGUGAGAGAGAGCGGAGUUGAGCGCUUUGGACCAGCAGGACUCUACUUUCUCCAUUCAUCCAUCCAUCAUCAGCUCCUCUUCAUCCGCGAUGAAGACGCCAUCGAGCCCUUCUCUGCUUCUGGAGAGCGGGCAGAUCUUUGCCUUUAGAGGGUUGGGUCAGGAGCUAAUGGACACACCCACACCUACAACCCUGCCUCUCCCCGUCCAGCAGGCUCCAUCCCCAGCCCAGGGCGGGACAUACUCGUUGUGUGAGGUGUGUAACCUGCAGCUGACCUCCACUGCUCAGGCCCAGCUGCACUACAACGGCAGGUCUCACCUCCGGAGGGUGAAGCAGCUCCAGGCGGGGCAGACAUGGCAACAGGCAGCAGCUGGAGCUCAGACCAGGUCGCUUCCUCCAGCCGCAGAGUUUAACUGCCAGCCUGCAGGACUGACUCAGACUGCCGGACUGAAUCGAGCCCUCAGUGCUUCCAGCACGACUGCAGGAAGUGGGAGCGGUGGAGUGGGCGGGGCGUUGCCGGGUCUAAUUGGCGCCACCGGUCCCUCGGUGAUGAUGAAACCAUUCCUGCCGUUUCCCAUGGAGACGACGUCGCCAGUCGGACUCUUCCCAAACUUCAACACGAUGGAUCCGGUGCAGAAGGCUGUCAUCAAUCACACCUUUGGUGUCACCAUGGUGCCCAAGAAGAAACAGGUCAUCUCUUGCAGCGUUUGCCAACUGAGGUUCAACUCUGACUCGCAGGCGGAAGCUCAUUAUAGAGGCAGCCGUCAUGCCAAGAAGCUGAAGUCUCAGGAGAACAAGGCCAAAGCCAAGCUGUCAGUCACACCGGAGACCAACGGGAACAGCUGCGGUCCUGCUGGUCCGGCCCAUCCGCUCCCUGCUAACAGCGGCAACGGUCAGGGCACAGAACUGUUCUCCAUCCCCCCAGACGCCCUGUCCUCCGUUAAGCCGUGCCUCCCGUCCUCCACCUCCCCUCUUUCCUCGUCUCCCUCCGUCAGCAGAGCUGGCAGUGAGCCUCCGUCGUCCAGCCCGCCCUCCGCCCUUCCGGCCCCCGGCCUCUCUUCGUCUUCCUCAUCCUCCUCCUCCUCUUCAAGUUCUUGCCCCCCAUCUUCGGUCGCCCCGCAGACCACCUCCUCAUCCUCCCAGGAUGCUCCUCACUCGGUGGAGUCCGAGGAGGAGAAGGCGAAGAAGCUCCUGUACUGCUCUCUGUGUAAAGUGGCCGUCAACUCUCUGUCUCAGCUGGAGGCUCAUAAUGCAGGUUCAAAGCACAAAACGAUGCUGGAGGCGCGCAGCGGCGCGGGGCCGAUCAAAGCUUACCCCCGACCAGGGGCCAAACUGAAGAACGGCAGCAGCUCGGCCCUGAAGGGCUCUGGCCUGCAGAACAAAACCUUCCACUGCCAGAUCUGUGACGUCCACGUCAACUCUGAGAUCCAACUCAAACAGCACAUCUCCAGCAGAAGACACAAGGACAGGGUGGCAGGAAAACCCAGCAAGCCAAAGUACAGCCCUUACAACAAGCAGCAGCGCGACUCGCUCACUAAGGAGCUGGCGAAGCCUUCUCUACCUCCUUCCUUCCUUUCCUCUCCUUUCACUUCCACGUCCUCUCCCCUCCCUCCCUCCAUUUCUCUCCCUCCUGCCUCCAUCUCCUCCUCCCCCCUCCUCUCGCACGCCUCCUCACCCCUGACCCCCGCCAUCUCCCUCCACCCUCGCCCUCCGUCGUCCUCGUCCCUCUUCACCGCCUCCUUCCUGCGUCCCGCUCCGGACCCAUCCGAACCAACCAAGGAUCGAUUCUCUUCGCGCCCUACUGAUGUCCGAGGGAGCGGCGGGGAGUCGAGCCCACAACCUUUGACCCCUAGCCCGCUGUGCGCUGGAGCUCCAGCUGUUGCUGCAGCUUUCUUACUUGACUGAUUCUUCCUACAGAGACAUGAAGAGGAUGGAGACGUCGUGCUUUCUUAUCAAAGACGCUCUGGUUCCAUCCAGCACCUCCAGACAUGGAGGGCAGAGGGCACCGUUGCGUUCACUGACCCACUGAAGUUGACCUGAACAGAACCAGUGGCUAGCAAAGCUCCCAGACGUACUGGAAAUCAGGAUAAAUGUAUGCAGUUGUGGAAUAUUCAUGAAGAUCCAUUCAGCAUCGUAUAGAAAGCAAUAAGAGUUACAGGAGAUGGGUUCAAGACUGGAAAAAAACCCAAAAAGGCUGCAGCUCAUAUCUUAAAUCAUUGUGGUGUUCCACAUCCGGUGCCCAUUUAACAAAAAUAUUAAACAUUUUUAUUUUGUUUUUACUGGGUUAGACUUUUUGAAAAGCUUUAUUUUUUUCCCCUCAAUCAUUUGAUGCAUCAAUACGAAGGAUUCCAACUAGUUUCUGCAACUUGAGGGAUUGCUUUUGUUUUGGUGACAAAUAUUGGAGGCACAUAGUUGGAUUGCUAAAUGUGGAUCCUCUUUCCUUUUCUUCUUUACCAUUUGAUUUAAAACAUCUACCUCGAUGAAAGACCUACAAAACAUAUUUGUUUUUGUGAAGUUGUCCUUAAAAGGAAAAUAGAAAUUUGUCAGUGACAAACAAGAAAAACCAAAAUGAGCAGAAAUCGGUACUGGCCGGGAGAAGAGUGAUCGGUGCAGCUCUAGAUUGAAUCCAAAUGUCAGAAGAGGGGUGAAAACAUUGCAUUGGUUGUUUAGCAGGCUGAUAAUCUGCCUCUUCUUACACGGUAAAAAAGAAGAGGACGUAGGAACUGUCCUUCCUCCCACUGUAGAAGCAAACCAGCAUUAACAAGAUGUCACAAAACAAAAAACACAAAAAUAAGACGACUGCUGUCUUCUCAUGCCUCAGAUGUGGCUUCAUAUAUAAAUAUACAAAUACCGAGGAAUUAUUUCUUUUUUUCUUAACUUUAAGUAAAACAACCAAAUAUGGGAUCCCCCAGCCUAACCGAGCAGAUGUCAGUCACAUAUUAAAACAGUUUCAGUACAUUAAUUUGUUUUAUCUCAUUCAGAUAUUUCUUUUCAUGCACACUCCUACUGGUUGUCAUAGAGACUACACUGAAUCAAGAGCAAUGUGGGCUUUGACUAGACCCCGAAUUUACCAUUUCUCAAUUCUCAGUUGGUUGAUUCUGGAUUUAAAUCUAAAACUAAAGUAUUAGUUUUUUAUCAUAGUAAAAAUUGUAAUUUUUUAAAUCAAAAGCCCCACAAGAGACUUGUAUCUCUAAAGUUAAACUAUUAAUUAUUAGCUCUCAAACCAUAUUGACUGGAAAUGUUCUAAUUUAUAAUACCUGGAAAUGUGAAUGUGUCUUCUCAAUAUGUAUUUAUGCAGAAAUUCUUUUUUCAAUCAGAGAAAAUCAGUUCCUAUUGGUUUAAAUAUCAAACUGUCUUCUUACUUCAUCAUUACAUUGUUUUAAAUCUUUCAUAAAACCUAAGCAAGAGACAAAAAAGACUUUUUCUUUUGCCUUCAUGUUGUUGAAAAUGUCCAUUGUUUCAGAAAAUCUAGUUGAACUAAAAUUUAUAGAAACGGAUAAAAAUAAUGCAUCAGUAACCAUCCUUCUUCUUCUUUGUCCUGAAAAGCUUUGUUGUCAAAGAGGUGCACUUAACCAACAUACAGAGGAAAUGCAUCUAUUUGUCUUCUUUCUGAACUAACUUCAGAUUAUCUGAGCAGAAGGUAGACAUGAACCAGUGGGAAUGUUUUUGAGGGGUUUUUUCUGCGGUUUCAAAUCCUUCACCAUGUUUCUUCCUCCUGAACGACUUGAAGCAUCCCCGUCUUCCAGUGUUGACCUGACGGGUAGAAAGACUUGUGUGUGUGUGUGUGUGUGUGUGUGUGUGUGUGUGUGUGUGUGUGUGUGUGUGUGUGUGGGUGUGGGUGUGUGUGUGUGUGUGUGCGUACUUGCGUGCGUGUGUGUGUGAGUUUAUCUAUGCACCCUGUGUGACUCUCAUCCAUAUGAUGGGUGAUAGGUAUUUGUGAAUCUAAAUAGAAGGACAAACAGACAACGCAAGUGAAUUUUAUGAAAGCUUUUGC
Molecule: messenger RNA, 4150 nt
Organism: Poeciliopsis prolifica (blackstripe livebearer)
Lineage: Eukaryota; Metazoa; Chordata; Actinopteri; Cyprinodontiformes; Poeciliidae
Gene: znf385b
Product: zinc finger protein 385B
Exons: 11
Coding region: 247-2061 (604 amino acids)
Cellular component (GO): nucleus
Molecular function (GO): nucleic acid binding; zinc ion binding
Source: RefSeq, a predicted model, not a curated record